Molecule: messenger RNA, 7915 nt
Organism: Neoarius graeffei (lesser salmon catfish)
Lineage: Eukaryota; Metazoa; Chordata; Actinopteri; Siluriformes; Ariidae
Gene: znf292a
Product: zinc finger protein 292a
Exons: 8
Coding region: 10-7605 (2531 amino acids)
Biological process (GO): regulation of transcription by RNA polymerase II
Cellular component (GO): nucleus
Molecular function (GO): DNA binding; DNA-binding transcription factor activity, RNA polymerase II-specific
Source: RefSeq, a predicted model, not a curated record
GUUGUGAAGAUGGCGGAGGAGGAGGCUGAGAAAGAAUACAACAGAAGAGAAGAAACCGUGGCCCUGAGAAAACGCUUCCAGGAAUUAACUACGGUGUUACGAGACAGCGCAGACUCGGCGUUGGACGCCUCCGCUCGCUUCUGCCAUGAAUUUUGCCAGAUACUUGUGGAACAUGGAGGCCAAUGGAAGUCAGAGGAAGAUCCACUGCCUUUGCUGGAGAUGUACACAGUGGCUAUACUAUGCUUUGCCGAGGCCACCCCCUUUCUUUUUUCAGAAUGUGAACAUGUCACGGUUGUCCUUGAGAAGUUAGCUUUGAGUUGUCUGGAUUUUCUACUCUCACUCUUGGAGAAAGUACCAGGUGCCCUAUGGGAAGAAUUUCAGUCUUCUGUCAAGGUGGCACAUGGUAUUCUUCAGGGCAAUGGGAAUUUGCAGCUUAGUACACUGAUGGCUGUAGCUAAUGAAACUGGAGUUUGGACCAACACCACUCUGUGUCACAUUCUAUCAAACAACAUGCCCGAUGUUGAUAAAGUUCAUGAGCUCUUAGCUCGGGAAGGACCUACCCUGCUUGAUAUGCGUAUAAAACACCUUAUCAAACAGAAGUGCGUGGAAAAAGCUGCAGUGCUUGCAAAAACAUGUGCAGAGUUUCCUGAAUUUGGUGGAAAGAAGAAUUUCAAGCAGAUUUACCUUGUAUGUCUGUGUGAGACAAUGUCACAACAAGAACUCAUGCAAGAGAUCAAGGAGAUUGACUGCAAAGAUGCUUUGGAUAUGAUUUGUAACUUAGAAUCUGAGGAAAACGUAAAAGGUGCCCUGAGCCUUUGCACUGCUUUUUUCAAGCGGCAGCUUCUCCAAGGGGAUGUGUACUGUGCUUGGGAACUGACACUGUUUUGGAGUAAGCUUCUGAUACGUCUUGAAUCAGCACAAGCCUUUUUGGAUCAAUGCAGAUUGUUAGCACAACUCUCUGGCAGCGUUUACCAUAUCCUUCUCCUCAUCAAAGUUAUCCAAGCAGAGGUUCAGAAUGAAGGACUUCCAGUGUGCAUUGAAAUGUGCAUUCAAGCUCUGAAAAUAGGAGUGAGUGACAAUGAAGACUGCAACACAACUAUCUGCAAAACUAUCUCCUGCUUGUUGCCCUUAGACUUGGAAGUGAAGCGGGCAUGCCAGUUAACUGAGUUUCUUGUGAAGCCCACUGUGGAUUCCUACUAUGCGGUUGAAACACUCUUCAAUGAACCUGACCAGAAACUUGAGGAGGAAAGUCUCCCGAUUCCAAAUUCAUUACGCUGUGAUUUGUUAUUGGCCUUGAAAACGCAGUGGCCUUUUGACCCCGAGUUCUGGGACUGGAAAACUCUGAAGCGCCAUUGCCUUGCUCUAAUGGGGGAGGAAGCAUCUAUUGUGUCCUCCAUUGACAAAUUGAAUGACAGUGAGGAAAAUGAAGGGCUUCUGGAUGCUGAUGAGAAUGACUUCAAACAUCUGGAAUUUACCUUUAGUCCAGCAAAUGAGGAUGGUGGUAUGGAAGCUGAAAGAAAGAAAAAAAGAGAAAUGAAAAAGCUGAGAGAAAAGGGAUUUGUGUCUGCAAGGUUUCGCAACUGGCAAGCUUAUAUGCAGUAUUGUGUACUGUGUGAUAAGGAGUUCCUUGGGCACAGGAUAGUGAAGCAUGCACUGAAGCAUGUCCAAGAUGGUAUUUUCCGUUGUCCAAUAUGUACUAAGACAUUCGAGACGAGAGUAAUUCUUGAGCCUCAUGUAGCAUCACACGUGAAACAGUCGUGCAAAGAACGGCUUGCUGCUAUGAAUGCAAAAGACAAAAAACCGAAUCAACCCUUGUUGACUGAUAGUAAACAAGACUACAGCAAAUCGGCUGUAAAGGUUGGCCAGAACGUGUGCCCUACUGCUGUAGGAACUUCAAACACUAAUUCUAGCACUGCUGGAAAUGUUAAACCUAAACUAUGCUCUCAGAAACGAGGGAACCCUGUACGUGAUGUUGAAAACACUGAGGAUUGUUCUUGUCCUGUUACAAGCUGUCAGAAAGUAUUCAAGUACUUCAGAAAUUUGGUUGCACAUGUUAAGGCUCACAAAAACGAAGCGGAGGCUACACAUUUUCUUGAAGUACAAAGCCAGAAAGCCAUUUGCCAGUAUUGCCGUCGACAGUUCGUUAAUAUGACCCAUUUAAAUGAUCACUUGCAAAUGCACUGUGGCGAAAAACCAUAUUUCUGCAUUCAGCUGGGAUGCAAAUGCAGCUUUAACUCGCAUGCUGAACUUCUCAUGCACAGAAAGGUGCAUUCAGAAUUCCAGGCACAGUGUAUGUUUCCAAACUGUGGGAGAGUAUUCAGUGAAGCUUACUUACUCUAUGAUCACGAAGCACAACACUACAUCACGUUCACUUGCAAAAGUGAAAAUUGUGGCAAGAUAUUUUACUCUCUGUCUCAGCUGAAUUUACAUCAGAAAGAUCACACGAAGCCAGAGUUUGCUGACGUUGAGAGCUUAAGGCUUCAAAAUGAGACAAACCCCCAGAAUUCUUUGAACAUAGAACAGACCUCAAACAAAACCGCUGAUGUUCUACAAGACUGUAGUCCACAGAACAUGAAACACACUGUUGAGAACACGUUAAACUCUACUCAUGGAUCUGUAGAGGAGCCUCAUCUCUCUUUUUCUUACACACGUGAAUCAUCAGUCACACAUGACCAGUCACCAGCUAGGAGCCCUUCUGUUGCACAGACUAAUGAAGCAACUAAGACUCUAAACACAGCUUGUAUGACAGAAUCUGGCGUUGAUUCCGCAAACCAGGUUAAUCUUCGAUCAUGCUAUGUGAAACUAAUGCCCAUUCCAGUCAAGUAUGAUGAUUCUGUUAUGUUGAAUACUCUUGAGAACACUGAUGCAGCGCCUCAGCCAAUAUUAAAAGAUAAGAAGCUAUUUUUCUUCACUGGGACACAGCUCACAACUAGUCAGACACCUGAUUUACAAAAUGGAACUCCGCCAAAUGCAUGUAUGCAGCCAUGGUCGCAGGCAAAUAUGGAAAAUGGAGGGGAGAAUCUCACUCACAUCUGUCCAUUUGAGACAUGUACGCGAAAAUAUAGCACUUCAAAAAGUUUGUCAAGACAUGUAAAAAAUGUGCAUAUUGAAGCUUUCGAGGAGUGGAAACUGUCAAGGAAGUACAAGAGGAUUGCAGAAAUUGCUGCAAGAAAAUCUUCAUCCGACCCUAAACACUCAAAUAUUCCGAUUUCCAAAAAGCGGAUAAAAUCUUCUACAAGGGCAGUACCCCACCAGUAUCCAGGAAUCCAGCAGGUGAAGCGUCAGCCAGACUGUACAGCUGCAGACCCUAUUCCCCAUCUCUCUGGUCCUAUAAACACACAAACUUUUGGUGCCAAAUUUUGCCCUCCAUUUGAAGGAGCUCAGAAUGAAGCUCAACUAACUGCUCCUCCGUUAAUACAAUCACAGAUGGCUCAGUCGUGGAGUUCAACUUCAUUUGAUGGAUACAAUUCUGAUUAUUCUCUGCAGAAUCACUUCCCGCCAAUGAUUAUGCCUGACGGCUUACAGCAGUCUUAUCCAUUAUACAUGUCACACACUGACCUACUGUCAGAAAGAGACAUGGAUUAUGCUCCUUCCUUAGCUGACGACGGCAACGCACUGUCAACAGGAAACAUGGAUUCGCACUCAAGUGUAAUGAACGAAGCUUCUAAAUAUGUCUCAAGCUCUUUAAGGGUGUUACAUGCACUUAAUGGUGACCAGACAUGUGAGAUAUCACAAAUGGCAUCAAGUGAAGAACUUGGAUACAUGCAGAUCAGACAAAACCAUAACAGCGUCGUUCCCCCAGAUGUUAGCGAUUUGCAUUCUGUAUCGGAUCAGAAUUUCAGUCAAUAUUUUUCAUCUUAUCCAGCAGAGACGUGUUCCACUUCAGUACAAUCUCUGUUAAAGCCAGAAAAAGAAUACCCGGUUAGUGAUGCUAAUCCGCUGUUCUCAUCAGAAGUUAAAAGUCAAACCCAUUUUGUAUCACGUAUUUGCAAAGAAGAACCUGAAUGUUUUUCUGUUUCCAAUGCCAGCACUACAGCAAUUGAAAAUGAACAGAAUAAUGAUUUACUCACACAAGAAAUGUCACCAGUGACAAGUGAAGAUGUUUCUUGUGGUGAUAAGAGCAUUACAAGUCCUGGUGAAAUCACAAAAAUGAAGAAAGUUCGAUCAUCGAAGAGGACUAAGUGGCCUGCAAUAAUAAAGGAUGGAAAAGUUAUUUGCUGCAGGUGCUACAGAGAGUUUAGCAGCACCAAGUCCCUUGGAGGACACUUAUCUAAGCGCUCCCAGUGCAGGCCAUUAGAUGAAGUUGAUCUAACUGCUGAUUUGCCGACAUCAUUUCUUGAUUUUCUGAACGAUCCCGACAUUUCAACCAUCCCAGUAUCUCUUCACAGAAAUGACCUGCAUGGCCAAGAUCCCCAGUCACUUGUACAUCAGCAGUCUGAAUCAAAUGUCCUGAACAGUAGCAGCUUUACAGACAUCCAAAGCCCAAAUUACAGUCUUCAGAAUGGACAUCUGUCAUCUGGAGACACAUCCGAAAGUCCUUUCGUAGCCCCUAAUAAUCAGAGUGGAAGUUCAUCUAAUGUGCCAUCUUUGAAAAUUCUUGACUUGCCAGCAACUGAUGCUGAAAAGAACUUUAAAGCUGAAAUAUCUUCUUCUACAUCUCCCGUUGAAGAUGGCAAUAUUUUAGAAAUUGAACGGGCAUUACAGCGCCUAGAUUUAGUCGAUGGACUCACCCAAGACACCCUAAAAGUUGGACCACCUGCCUUGCAAAAUCUUAUGGCUGUCAAUAAAACAACACCCAAGAGCUGUAAUAAAUCCAAAAGUCAGGGAGAAAGUCGUGAUCUGAAGAACAUUCUCAAACCAUUCAGAUGUACUGAACAUGGCUGUGCCUAUGGUGCAAUGACAAAGGAAGCUUUAUUUAAACACCUCAUCCGAGUACACGAAUUCACUGAGGACAAGGUAAAUGAACUAAAGAAAAACCCAGACGGAUUAUCACCAUACAUUUGUCACAUGUGCUCAAAGACAUUUACCAGAACCACAGGCCUUAAAAUCCACUAUAAAAAUGUACAUCGCUUAUCAAAGGAGGAAAUAUCUAAAUUAAAAAUUGGCAGACAAAGCAGAAAGACAAAAGCAUCUAACUCCGCAUCAAAAGAUGCAACUAAGAACCUUGCCAGCCCUCAGACAAACAGCUUUUCAUCCCUGCAGUCUUUGUCAAACGUAACUUUUGGCAUGGUAGGUACUAAUAUAAAGAGUGAACCAGCAGACUUUGCAGGAAAAAACCAAUGCCUUAAUCAAGUUGCCCUAAUAAGUAGUGUGAUUAGUCCAGCUGCAGAUGUGUUACAGAAAAAUCCAGGUCCUGUUUUAAUAUCAGAAAAGGAUUUAAAACCUUUGCAAGGUCCUUGUCACACUGCAGAUAACCCAAAUGUGCAGAGUUCAACAAUAGGUGUUAAUCAAGAACUGGCAGCUGGGAACACUGUUCCUGUUGACAAAAACUGUGUUUUGGAGCAAGCUGCCAAUGCCUCAUCCACACAUGUGAGAGAAAGCGUGACUGAACAAAUGAACAAGUCAAAAAAGGCAAAACCUAAGGAGAGGUUUGAACCCCUUAAAAAAGAGAAACCACGCAAAAAGCUUGUGGCCAAAGUCGAUCCUGUUGAUGCAAAUGAUGAUGUUAGUUUGUACAGGCCAUACCGAUGUGUCCAUGAAGGAUGUGUAGCAGCAUUUUCUAUCCAGCAAAAUCUCAUCUUACAUUACAAGGCGAUGCAUCAGUCAGAGAUUCUAGAUGAAGCAAAUGAAAAGAUCAGUGGAGAUCAUGAUGAUGGGUCUACUCGUGUCCAUGAAUUUAAAUGUCAAGUGAAGGAAUGUUCCAAGGUUGUCUCCAAAGUUACAAGCUUACUCAAGCAUUAUCUGUUGCUUCACAGAUGCACGUUAGAAAAAGCAAGUGCUUUGCUGUCGGGUAUUGAGGUAGGGAAAUUUCAGUGCGAUCAGUCCAAAUGCUCUGCAUAUUUCACGUGCCAUCUGAAAUACAUUGAUCAUAUUAAGAACGACCACAAAGCAAUAAGAGUUUCUGCGGAUGGAGACUUUGAAAGUGUUGACCUCACAUUCAAGUGUGAGUAUGAGGGUUGUGACCGGGUCUAUACCACAAAGUCAAAUCUUCUACGACAUUUCAUGAAAAAGCAUCAAACACCUUUUGACACCAUUAAACAGAAACCAAAAAAGUGUGAAGCAGAGACAGAAUCGGCAAAAACGCUUGGCGCAAAGCCUAAUGAUGGGAAGGAGAAUAUUUCAAGUAACAAGAUCAAACUGAAAAAGAAAAAUUCAAAGAAAAAGGAGGAGAAAGCCCGUAACCACUGGACAAGCUUCGGAAAGCCUUCUCUGAAGUCCAAGGAUGAGGCAUCUGCUAUGUGCACUGGGCAGUUUCCUCUACAGUACCCAUGUAUGAUUAAGGGCUGUGACUCAGUCUCAAACACAGAACGGAAUAUAGUUAAGCAUUACACCACUCACGGUCUCACAGAACGCUACAUUGAGAAUCAGAGGAGCCAUUUCAUAUUUUGUAAGAAGAACUCACGAUUAAGGAACAAAGAAGGAAGUAAAUCAGAUGAAAUUUCAUCAGACACCACUGAAGCUGAAAAGGCUGAUUCUGACAAAAAUACCGAUCCUGCUCCAAAGGCUGACCCUCAGCAAAAGGUGGAUCCCGCAGAAAAGGCUGAUCCCACCCAAAAGGCUGAUCCCUCGCAAAAGGCAGAUCCUCAGCAAAAUGCUGAACCCCCACAAAAGACUGAUCCUCAGCAAAAGGCUGAACCCACACAAAAGACUGAUCCUCAGCAAAAGGCUGAACCCACACAAAAGACUGGUCCUCAGCAAAAGGCUGAACCCACACAAAAGACUGGUCCUCAGCAAAAGGCUGAACCCCCACAAAAGACUGAUCCUCAGCAAAAGGCUGAACCCCCACAAAAGACUGAUCCUCAGCAAAAGGCUGAUCCUGUGAACUCCGUGGUUAAAUCCCAGGAUCUAGAGCCGGAAAAUGACGGUCCUCCUAAAACCGAGCAAGUAGCUUUUGCGAACCCUACAUCCGAACCAAUACCAGUUAAACGCAAAAGGGGGCGGCCGCGAAAGUCAGAACAGACACUAAAAGUCAACCCAGAACGGAAACAAAGUCUUAGACACAGCACUACAGAUAGCAACCAUGUCCCAAAGGUUUCAGGCGCUACAUCAAAUUCUGCUGUCCAUCAUCAGGAGCAGACUGAGAGUGGAGUUGCACAAAAGCUUUUCAGUCCUUUAGGGUUGAAGGCAUCGAUACUUAAGUUAUUUGAAGAGCCUCCUUCGACAAAUACUUUCAAGAGGAAAUCAGCUGAAAGUGAUUGGACUGACAAACCAUUAAAACGAAAACAAAAAAAACUGAAUGCUAAUAGUAUGUACAGAAACUCUAUGUUUCUGAAGAAAGGUGAGGACCAACAUAUGGUUCAUUUCAGAAAUCCCCUCAAGUUAGAGUCUGUCAAUAAUGUUAAGAUUGUUAUGGAUGGAAGUUUUUCCAGUGGUGCUGAUCUUUUGCUGAAACAACUUCAGGACAUGCGGCCUACAGUCAUCCUGAAAAAGUGGCUGUGCAGUUGAUGACUGGCUUUGAGACUGAUGUCUCUGUCUCUUUUCAGAGCUUUGCACUCAGGAUUAGAUAACGUUACAUGCUGCAGACAGGUACAUCAGCUAACAGUUUGUCUGAGGUUUUUUCAAGCAUUUCAUUUGAUUUGGGAAGACUGAAAAAGACAGAUUCUUAUACAAAAUAUUGAUUUUACAUUUUGAGAUACCAUUAUGUACAUUAGGGUUUAAAUGUUAUGUAGAAACAUAUUUGUAUUUAUGAAGUCAGUUCUCUUUUAAAGCUUAGCGUUUGCUAAAUGUAAUAUUUUACACACAUGCUGAAAAAAUG